GGCGCUGUUCACUGUUUAUCUACAGCUAAACAUGGCGUCCGGCAGCGGGUCCAGCAAGAACGACUUCCGUCGAAAAUGGGACAAAGACGAGUACGAGAACCUCGCCCAGAAGCGUCUGGCGGAGGAGCGAGACCGAGAGAGGAGAGAUGGAAAAGUGGCUCCUCCGGUGAAACGCGACCUCCUGCGGCACCGAGACUACAAGGUGGACCUGGAGUCCAAACUGGGGAAGACCAUCGUCAUCACCAAGACCACCCCGCAGGCAGAGAUGGGCGGGUAUUACUGUAACGUGUGUGACUGUGUGGUGAAGGAUUCCAUCAACUUCCUCGAUCACAUCAACGGGAAAAAACACCAGAGGAACCUGGGCAUGUCGAUGCGAGUGGAGCGCUCGUCUCUGGACCAGGUGAAGAAGAGAUUCGAGGUGAACAAGAAGAAGAUGGAGGAGAAGCAGAAGGAGUACGACUUCGAGGAGCGCAUGAAGGAGCUGCGCGAGGAGGAGGAGAAGGCCAAGGCGUACAAGAAGGAGAAGCAGAAGGAGAGGAAGCGGCGGGCGGAGGAGGACGUGGACUUCGAGGACGACGACGAGAUGGCGGCGGUGAUGGGCUUCUCCGGCUUCGGCUCCUCCAAGAAGAGCCACUGACGCUCCGCCGCGCGAUGGAGGGCGCAGAGGGAGCCGCCGGUUUCUGGCCCCGCCCACUCCCAAGAGGCGGGGCUUCAGAAGAGGAGGGCCUCCGUCCCUCGGACUUUUACUUUCUUCUUCACUCCCAGGCUGUCAUUUCAGUAGGCUUCGUCAGAAAUCCUGCGGGCAGCGAAUGCAUCAUGAAGCAACUGAGACCAAAAAAACAACAGCGACGCAUUCAAGGUCCCGCAUAUAAAAUCUGAAAAAGUACCGUUUCUGUUUAUUUGAGACAUUUAGGGGCCGUUUGAGUUUUCCUGCUUCAGAAACUAAAACAUCCACAGAGUGAAGAUGUGAAAACUGCCUCCGAGGUCUGAGUUUAGUGUUGUUUGGGCAGACAUGAAAACAGCAUCAGAGACAGAGCAGGGCUUGCUGGGAAAUCACAUUUUAAUAAAGUUUGUUUGUAUUUGUAA
This is a messenger RNA of Salarias fasciatus (jewelled blenny), 1086 nucleotides long. RefSeq names its product zinc finger, matrin-type 2 (gene zmat2). The transcript is spliced from 6 exons. Lineage: Eukaryota; Metazoa; Chordata; Actinopteri; Blenniiformes; Blenniidae. Gene Ontology annotation, biological process: mRNA splicing, via spliceosome. The coding region runs from base 32 to 637 and encodes 201 amino acids. The record is from RefSeq and is a predicted model, not a curated record. Gene Ontology annotation, molecular function: nucleic acid binding; zinc ion binding. Gene Ontology annotation, cellular component: U4/U6 x U5 tri-snRNP complex; spliceosomal complex.